Messenger RNA from Ambispora leptoticha, 320 nucleotides. NCBI's taxonomy places the organism in Eukaryota, Fungi, Glomeromycota, Glomeromycetes, Archaeosporales, Ambisporaceae. The record is from the annotation of a GenBank genome assembly.
GUAACUUCCCUACGAAUACUUUGAGAAUUUAUAAUGUUUCUAAUAUUUCCAAUGGAAUUCCAAGCGUUAUAAGGUUUGUUCCAUCAGCUAUUUCCGCGACUCCUUCAAAACAGGAUGAUCCUUCAAAACCGAAUGAUCAAAGUUUUUUUACCUGGGUAAUGGUUGGUAGCGUUAUUGGUGGUUUCGUUGGUGGUAUUGCAUUUACUCUUAUGAUAUGGUUCUUACGUAAACGACUAGUAAAUAAUGCAAGCAAACAAAACGAGAGUCUAGAAGAUAGUUCAAAUGUUGUUAAUGAAUCUAACCAUAAAGAUAAUGAUUAA